UGUGCGUGCUCUGACAGCGGAACCCAAGGACCCAGUGAGAGGCUAACGGCUAGAAACCAACAUUAUAAGAUGGAGGUAGAACAGCUUCUGUCUCUGUCAGGCUCAGCACUGGCCCAGGCUGUCAGCUCUCUGCUGGAGACCCCAGGCCUCUACGUUUUCUCUGAUAUCCUGGAGCUGCCUAAUGUCAGAGAGCUGGAGAAUGGCCCUCAUGCACCAGUGUACCAUCUCCUCAACCUCUUUGCCUAUGGAACCUACUGCGACUACAAAGAGAGAGCAGCCUCACUUCCAGAGUUGACCCCAGCACAAAGAAACAAACUCCGUCAUCUCUCAAUUAUUAGCUUGGCUUCCAACCUCAAGUGCCUGCCAUAUUCACUGCUCCUUCAGCAGCUCGAGCUAAAGAACGUGCGAGAAUUGGAGGACCUGUUGAUCGAGGCUGUCUACUGUGACAUCAUCCAAGGCAAACUGGACCAGAGGAACCAGCAGGUAGAGGUAGACUGCAGUGUAGGUCGUGACCUUGGCCCCAAUGAGCUUCCAAACAUAAUCAACACGCUGCAGGAGUGGUGUACGGGGUGUGAGGCAGUCUUGUGUGGUAUCGAGGAGCAGGUCUCCAGGGCAAACCAGUACAGAGAGAACCAACUAAAAGUCAAAGUCCAAGUGGAAACUGAGGUCUCAAACUUACAAAAAACGUUAAAGGCCAGCGCUGCGUCUCCGUCGUCAGGCCCCGCCCCUGCUGGAGCCGCUUCCAAUCAGGAUGCAGACCAGGCAGCUGAGCCACGAGACCCCGCCUCCUCUCAGGAACCACGACAACCAGGCAAAAAAGCUUCAAAGGUGAAAGGGCUGCGAGGCAGUGGGAAGAUCUGGUCCAAGUCCAACUGAGGACAAAAGAUUAAGGUGCGAGGACAGCAGCACUCUUGGACGCUUUCUAAUUUACGGACACAUUGGCAUGUUGACGGACAGACAGACACUUUAAACAAUGUGACCACUCAUGGAUACCCUCCUCACUUAUACUUCUGCAGUACAACCACAAAGCUUCACUGGGACUUCAAUCACCAGAUCUAACCUUUCUGGAUUCAGAAAUACACACCUGGCUGAUGGAUAAAACCUGUGACUUUCACUCUUGCAUCUGUCAAAAGCCAGGCAGGCAGACUGUGGGUGUAAAUACACAGAGCACUUGUAAGAUGUGAGGACACAAUAGUCUGCAGCAGGAGUCGGUUGCCUUUGACCAGAAACAAAAUCAGUGUAUU
This is a messenger RNA of Nematolebias whitei (Rio pearlfish), 1244 nucleotides long. RefSeq names its product COP9 constitutive photomorphogenic homolog subunit 7A (gene cops7a). Gene Ontology annotation, cellular component: COP9 signalosome. Gene Ontology annotation, biological process: COP9 signalosome assembly. NCBI's taxonomy places the organism in Eukaryota, Metazoa, Chordata, Actinopteri, Cyprinodontiformes, Rivulidae. The transcript is spliced from 8 exons. The record is from RefSeq and is a predicted model, not a curated record. The coding region runs from base 70 to 876 and encodes 268 amino acids.